Chlorella variabilis is the source of this 1227-nucleotide messenger RNA. RefSeq lists its product as hypothetical. The coding region runs from base 1 to 1227 and encodes 408 amino acids. NCBI's taxonomy places the organism in Eukaryota, Viridiplantae, Chlorophyta, Trebouxiophyceae, Chlorellales, Chlorellaceae. The transcript has 8 exons. Gene Ontology annotation, cellular component: nucleus; histone acetyltransferase complex. Gene Ontology annotation, biological process: regulation of DNA-templated transcription; chromatin organization. The record is from RefSeq and is a predicted model, not a curated record.
AUGGGCAAACGCCAGAAGGCGGUGGCGGCCUCCAAGGAGGCGUCAGCCGAGCCGCUUCUGGACCUGCAUCCGCCGGCGCAGGUCCGCAAGGGCGGCACCGCCAAGUUCAAGAAAGGCUCCAAGGUGCUGGUGCCCCACACCGACCAGUACUAUGCCGCGGUGGUGAUGCAGGGCCACAAGCGCCCAGAGGGGCAGUACUACCUGCUGCACUACGAGGGCUGGAGCAACAAGUACAACGAGUGGGUGGAGGAGGCGGGGGUGGUGCGCUUCGACCGCUCGCUGCUGGAGCAGUCGGCGGCGGCGGCAGGCAACGAGCCGGGCGACCUGACGGGGCGCAAGCGGCGCGCCGACAUCGCCCCCGUGGAGCCGGCCCUGGCUGUGGAGAUCCCGCAGCACCUGCGCCUCCACAUCCCUCCCCUGCUCAAGAAGGUGGUGCUGGAUGACAGCGUGCAGGUCAACGUCAGCGGCAAGCUGCUGCCGCUGCCCCGCAGCGCGCAUGGCCGCCCCACCAUCAGCGACAUCCUUAAGGAGUACGAGGCGCAGGUGGCAAAGGAGGUGCCCGAGGGAGAGCAGCAGGACCCGCAGGCAAGGCCCAGGGCGCAGAGCGGGGUGGCACCCAGGAUUGGCGAGGCGGUGAGCGAGAUGGUGCUCGGCGUGCGGCAGUACUUUGACCAGGGCCUGCGCCACUUCCUGCUGUAUCCGCACGAGGUGCAGCAGGCAGACGAGGCGCUGGGCGGCGGCGGCGGCGGCGGCGCGGCAGCCACUCCACCCAAGCAAGAGGGUGGCGGCAGCACAGGCGGCGGCGCCACAGGGGCCAAAGGCGGCGGCGGCGGCGGCGGCGGCGGCGUGGCGGCGCCCCGCACCCCCUGCGACCUGUACGGCGCCGAGCACCUUGUGCGCCUGUUUGUCAAGCUGCCGGACCUGGUGCCUGUGGCCUACAUGACGCCGCCGGAUGUGGUGCGGCUGGAGCAGCAGCUGCACGACUUGGUGGCGCGCAUGACGGAAGUGCGGCGCCAGGCCCGCUACUUCUCCCUGCCAGAAGAGUACCAGCCCAACCCCCACUUCACCGCCCUGCUGAACCUGCCCCUGCAAACACUUGUCGGUGCGGGCGGCGGCGGCGGCACCCCAGGCCCUGGGCAGGGCGCCGCGGCGGCGGGAGGAGCGGCAGAGCCCUCGCCGGGAGGGACGGGCGGCGAGGGCGGUGCAGAGGACAUGGAGCAGGACUGA